This is a messenger RNA of Epinephelus moara (kelp grouper), 4871 nucleotides long. It is a transcript of the gene cavin1a, whose product is annotated as caveolae associated protein 1a. The coding region runs from base 311 to 1549 and encodes 412 amino acids. Gene Ontology annotation, cellular component: caveola; cytoplasm. The transcript is spliced from 2 exons. Gene Ontology annotation, molecular function: rRNA primary transcript binding. Lineage: Eukaryota; Metazoa; Chordata; Actinopteri; Perciformes; Serranidae. The record is from RefSeq and is a predicted model, not a curated record. Gene Ontology annotation, biological process: transcription initiation at RNA polymerase I promoter; termination of RNA polymerase I transcription.
AGCAGAGGCAUUUGAGUCAGGGCACACAUGCCUCAGCUGUGAGAGGCCCUACUCCCCUUGGCUGGCUGGCAUCCCAGAGCAGAGGCAGAGAGACAGGGAAGGCUGAGAGCGUGAGACUGAGGGAGACGAGAAAGUUUGGGUGUAAAGUAGACUAGACAGAGGCAAGCAAGUGGUUGAGAAAGUCGUGUGAAGGCAAAAAGAAAGGAUCAGGGACUGAGCUUGUGCAGUGUGGCUCCUGCAGGUUGUUUUUCACUGGUGUAUUUUUAUCUGUAGUGACAGUGCAGGCGGUUUGUAUUUGGAGCUGACAGCCAUGGCGGAUACAGGUGUCAAGAAGGAGCGCACAGGCCUAGCAGAAGUGCCUUAUGAUGAUGACGAGGUAGCUCUGGUAGGUGCUGCCACAGAGCCUGCUGUGGAUGAUGAUGAUCCCUCUGAGGAGGUGGACCUGGUGCUGGCCACUGGCCCCGGAGGCAAGAGUGAAGCGCAGAUGAACGGGGUCAUGGUUCUGUCUCUGCUAGACAAGAUCAUUGGGGUGGUUGACCAGAUCCAGCAGACCCAGAAUGGGCUGGAGGCCCGGCAGGAGGCCAUGGAGAAAUCAGUGUCAACCAUCCACGGGGAGCUGGCUAAGUUGUCCAAGAACCAUGUCGGCACAGCCAACACUGUCAACAAAAUGCUGGACAAGGUACGCAAGGUCAGUGUCAACGUCAAGACGGUGCGCAGCAACCUGGAGAAGCAGGCGGGCCAGAUCAAGAGGCUGGAGAGCAAUGAAAGCGAGCUGCUCAAGAGACGCAACUUCAAAGUCCUCAUCUACCAGGACCAAGUGAAGCCACCAAAGCCAUCCAAACCCAAGACAGGAGAGACGGUAGUUGAAGGCCAAGCUGUGGAGGGCCUCGAGCAGAUACCUGAGGGACAAGAGGGACGCCCAGACAAUCUCAAUUCAGAUGAGGAGGUAGAGAUUGAGGAAAUUAUUGAGGAGUCUCGCACCAAGCGUCUCCAACGCACCACCAAGCAGCAAGUGGACAACAUCAAGAAAGCCUUCUCCAAAGAGAAAAUGGAGAAGACCAAAAAAAAGACAAAGGAGAACCUUGAGAAGACAAGACAGAAAACCCGUGACAACCUGGAGAAAACGAAGCACAGCCUGGAGAAGAAGAUGGGCAAGCUCGGGACCCGCAUGACCCCCAACAUGGAGCGCAGGGCGAAGCUCAAGAGCUCCAAAGACAAGAUGAAGAAGUCCCUCACCCCUGACCACACGGUCUACGCUCGCUCCAAGACCACUGUGUACCGCGUGCCCCCCUUCACCUUCCAUGUCAAGAAGAUCCGAGAAGGGCAGGAGGAGGUGGUGCAGAACACAGAGAUGGUGGAGGUGAAAGAGGCCGAGGGCCAGCCAGGGGGAGAGGAGAACGGGCUGGGUGGUGUGCACGUGGAGGUGGAGGAAGGGGAGCUGGUGAGUGUAGACAGCCCAGAGAUGGAGACUCUGUUGGAGGUGACUGAGGACUCCCAGCUGGUCAUGGUGGAGCCAGACCACCACCUAAAGAAGGCCCAAAGCGAAUAGAGCCUCCCAGCUCUGCAGGGCUGUGAUGGGAGAGAUAAAAGGAUGAAGAGGGGAACGGAGUCUAAUCAUAAGGACACAAUGUUAGUCGUAGGGACUUUCUAGACAUGAUCACAAUCUAUGACAUCUAACUUGUUUUCUGUUCUCUUUUUAUUAUACCCAACAGGGAUGACUUUCAUAUUUGCUCCUAUUUAGCAUACAAAUGAGAAAAACUAAAACAAAGCUAGCUUUUUUAAACAUGCUGCAGGCUGACUGGUUAUUCUAGACUUGUAUGUUCAGGCUAUUUGCUGUUUGUUGUUGGUUUGAUUGAGUGGCUAUAAGAAUAAAAAAGAUAUAAAUAGUCUUUGCUAUUGAGAUGUAAUGUAUAAUCCAAUAUUUGUCAUGUAUGACAUGCUCAGUGGGUAUGGUUACAGAAGGUUGUUGGCAGGAUUCAUGCUUUAAUGCACGGGCCUAGAUUUCAUGAUGGGGAGAUGCGCAGGGGACACUUCACCAUUAAUGUUUUGAAAAUAUGCAUUGUUUUGACAAAAUUAAAGAUAUUUACACCAUAAAAUUAUGCCGCAAAGGAACAAAUUGGUGCAUAAAAAUUCACCAGAAUGCAUGAAGUGUACAAAAUGUACUGGUGGAGGACCCCCAAACCUCCCGUUUUAGAUAUGUCCCCCCCUCCCAUGUGUUGAAACGAAACCUACGCCCUCGCUUAAAGAAACAGUGUGUAAGAUUUAGAGGGAUUUAUUGGCAUCAAGCAGUGAGGAUUGCAGAUUGCAACCAGCUAAAACUUCUUCAGGAGUUCCUUCAGUGUUCAUGUUCAGGGUUUUUUUUUUUACCAGAAGCUGAUUUAUCCACAGAGGUCUCUUCUCCAAAAUAAAUGGACUGGUAAAAACACUGAAUAAAGCAGUUUCACGUUACAAAUCAGUGUUUCUCCGACGCUGUUUGGCAUGUCGGAGAUGAGCCGCUAGCCUGUGUGUGCUCACCUUUUUUCUCUUAUUUAAGAACUUAAGAACCAGACACUCAGGAGGUUUUUACCAUGUGCUGAAUUAUACCCAGAGGUCCCUUCCUCUCCAUAACAAAUAGAUCAGCUGAUUAAACUGGUAAAAACACUGAAUAAAGAAAAAAAUCUGUGUUUUUCCAAAGCUCAUCAUGGAGGUGCUGCAGACUGUGGUGGUUGAUAUGAAUGGCCCUAUCUAAAGCCAGUGUUUGUCGCUCUGGGCUACUGCAGAAACAUGGCGGUGCAACAUGGCAAUCCUUGUAGUUGAGGACCCCACUCCCUAUAUAGAUAAAAUCAGCUCAUUUUAAGGUAACAAAAACACAACAAUUAUUAUUUUCAGAUGAUUAUACACUGAAGAAAACAUACUUACUAUAAAAUAUUCCAUUUCUGCCUAUAUAUCCCCCUAAAUCCUUCACACUGGAGCUUUAAAUGGAUGGUUUUAGUGAUGUAAUGUGCAUGAGGGAAACAAAACAAUGAACAAGUAGGCAAGGUUAAGGCCUGCAGAAGAAAUAAAGGACUGAGGAGGAUGGAGGAGAGAAGACAAGUGGGAAUGGACUGAGAAAAUCCUCUCCUCAAGAGUUUACAAAAAUGUAACCUCUGAUAUCAGGUAAUAUACUGGAGGGUUUCUUGAUAUAAAGUGAAUGCAAAUGACUAGAAAUAGAAGUGUUAAGUCUGAUCAGUUAUAUUGUGAACAUUAAAACACAGACAAAUUCUACUAUUAGAUGAUUUAAGCACUUACAGAUAGCACCAUACUUACCAGCUACAGUUACUGCCGUAACAAAUCAUUUUAAGUUUUACCUUUUUGAGGACGAGGCUGCGAGUGAAUAUCGUGUAUGUACAUUUUGUUUAAAAAAAAAAAAAAGACAGUGAUAAAGGAUCAUUAAGCCUUAGAAGAAUCAGUCCACCACUGAGUUUUAAGUUAAACUAUUUUAUGUGGCAAAAUGUCUGUUUGUUCUAUUCUGGGUCACUCACUCAAAAUUUCAGCUAUAAUAUUAUAUCUGAAAGCUGAUAUCAAUGAAAUUUAGAAUGUAGCCUUUUGUAUCUUGACAAUGCAUGCUUGAAAAAUAUGGUUUGAUCAUCAUUUACCUUAAUGUUUUGAUGUAUAUUCACCACGCUACGUUUGUUGCAUCUGGACAUGUUGUACUCACCAACUGCCAUAUAGCACACCUCUGCACAGAGGAGAAGAAAAAUGUCUGAGUCACCAUAGUCACGGCUCAUCACAGUACAUUUCCACAUCCCUAUAAAAUUUUCACAAAGUAAUUGCAGGCAGAAAAAUGAUGGCACGAAGAGCAAGACGACAGUUUAAUGACUGACUACGUAACACACGGUGAUGCAAAUGUCAUCCUAAAUGCAGUCAAAGUGAGACAGCACAUUGCCAAGUAUUAUGAUCGACAUGGCACUUUAAUAAAUGUCAGAACAACAUGAUCUAGUCCACAAACAUUUUUGCAGGUGCAGUCUGGUGUACUUCUUCUGAAUUACAAUGAAUAUGAAAAAAACUGCCUGACCGUCAUUGUAAUUUAGAGAAGAUGAUUGUGGACUUCAAUAAUAGUGAUUGGAUUGUAAUUAUUGGGAUCCUGAUGUAAACUGGCUAUGCCAUUGUUCAAUCAUUGCCACUUUGAUCAUGUGGGGCAGCCACAAAGGACUCCGGAAGGGGGAGAAGGUGAAAGUACUGCCUCCAUUUUCCUCCCUAGAGACUGUGUUUGAUCUUAAUGUGGUGCAGGCAGGCAGAAGCCCACUGUGUAACAUGGAGCAGCACCAUUAAAAUAAUCAAUGGGCUGGGGAAUGCAAUCAAGGAGAGUGCUCCCUCUGUGCACUGAGCAGGGUAGAGAACAAUGAGAAGGACAGAGGAAAAACCGUGUGUCCGUGUGAGUGUGUUCGUGUGUGUGAUUGUGAUGUAUGUGCAUACCAUGUACCUUCAUUGAUAUUUUGGUGAAACUCCAAGUUUAUAUCAGUCCCCUAUUAAGUGCAAAUUCAAGGGAAGCAAAGAAAUUGAUUACACACCUGUGAUAUCACAUGGGCUUAAAAUGACUAAUGUAUUCUCUUUUUGGUGAUCUACAUUGUUUUGCACAUUAAAUAUUGAAACACUUGUAAGAUAUUGGUCCCUUUUUUUAAGGUGUGAUAUUGCCAACAUGUAUAUUUUGCUUUGUUUUGACCUACUGCUAUAAAACAGAACCAGCCUGCUAUAAGCAUGAUAGGUCAUGCAUAGUUAAAUAGAGGCACUGUCAUUUUAAAAAAUGCUGCAACACAAUAAUUACUGUUGGUGUUGAUGGAUUCAUGUUCAAGUAAUGAAGCUUGCCGUUUCUGUUGUGUUUUAGGCCUAUUUUGCCACUUCAAUAUUAAUAA